Messenger RNA from Etheostoma spectabile (orangethroat darter), 7913 nucleotides. Its product is annotated as ELKS/RAB6-interacting/CAST family member 2. The transcript is spliced from 22 exons. The coding region runs from base 330 to 3932 and encodes 1200 amino acids. Gene Ontology annotation, biological process: regulation of synaptic plasticity; neuromuscular synaptic transmission; maintenance of presynaptic active zone structure. Gene Ontology annotation, cellular component: cytoskeleton of presynaptic active zone. The record is from RefSeq and is a predicted model, not a curated record. NCBI's taxonomy places the organism in Eukaryota, Metazoa, Chordata, Actinopteri, Perciformes, Percidae. Gene Ontology annotation, molecular function: structural constituent of presynaptic active zone.
GCAUCUCAUCCGCCCAUCCCCUCCUGCCAGCUGCCACUUGCAGUAGUGAUGCUGCUCCCUGGUGUGUAGAGGAGGAGAGAGAGCAUGUCCGCUGCCCAAUGACAGGGCAGGAUGCUGAGAGAGGCUGCUCGGGUGAAUGGAGGCGACACGAUGCCGUCUAAAGCAGUGAAGGAAAGAAAUUAACAUCGAUCAAGAUCUGAUUUUGAUGUGCUGCACCAGUUAGGGCAUGAAAUAAAUCACCCAUGUGCGGUACAAAGGGUCAGGACAGUCUCCUUUCAGCAAGCUCCCGUUAAGGACCCUCUGGUGGCUACGCCGCUGAUUCACAGGACAUGUACAGCAGUGCCAGAGCUGUAGGCCAUAUAGAGAGCAGCCCCGCACGGUCCCCGCGCCUGCCAAGGUCCCCCAGACUGGGCCAUCGGAGGGCCAAUGUUGGGGGCGGGGGUGGUGCGGGGGGAAAGACGCUCUCCAUGGAGAACAUCCAGUCACUCAACGCUGCCUAUGCUACUUCUGGUCCCAUGUAUCUGAGUGACCACGAAGGCGUGGGCUCCACUGCCACUUACCCAAAAAGCACUAUGACUCUGGGUCGCGCCACCAACCGGGCCAUGUAUGGGGGCCGCGUCACAGCCAUGGGCAGCAGCCCUAAUAUUGCUUCAGUGGGGCUGCCCCAUGGUGACCUUCUGUCUUACAGUGACCUGGGCUCCCUCUCCAUGCUGCACCACCACCACCACCACCAGGGUGUGCCCUCCGCACUGCUGAGGCAGGCGGUGCGGGGCAGUGGGGGGGAGUUGCUGGAGAUGCAGGUCCAGCUCAGGGAUAUGCAGAGGGAGAAUGAGCUGCUGCGCCGGGAGCUUGACUUGAAGGACAGCAAGUUGGGAUCUUCCACAAACAGCAUCAAGAGCUUCUGGAGUCCUGAGCUGAAAAAGGAGAGGAUAAUGAGGAAAGAAGAGGCGGCUCGCACAUCAAUCCUUAAAGAGCAGAUGAGAGUCACUCAUGAGGAGAAUCAGCUGCUGGAUGCCAGGAGAACCAAGCAUCUCCAGAUGACCAUCCAGGCUCUGCAGGACGAGCUGCGAACACAGCGAGACCUAAACCACCUGCUGCAGCAGGAGGGCGGCAACCGCUCCGCUUCGGACCACUUCACCACUAUCGAGCUGACGGAGGAGAACUUCCGUCGGCUGCAGGCCGAACACGACAGGCAGGCCAAGGAGCUCUUCUUGCUGAGAAAGACCCUUGAGGAGAUGGAGCUGAGGAUCGAGACCCAGAAACAGACACUCGGUGCCAGGGACGAGUCAAUUAAGAAGCUGUUGGAAAUGCUGCAGAGUAAAGGGCUGCCCCCGGGGCCGGGCAGGGUGUCUGAGGAGGAGGAGCAGGAGAGAGCCAGGCGCAUUGCUGAAGCAGAGGCCCAGCUUGGACACCUGGAGGUCAUUCUGGAUCAAAAGGAGAAGGAGAACAUCCAUCUGCGAGAGGAGCUGCACAGAAGAAAUCAGCUGCAUCAGGAUCCAAGCAAAACCAAGGCCCUGCAGACCAUCAUAGAAAUGAAAGACACCAAAAUUGCCUCUUUGGAGCGCAACAUUCGGGAUCUGGAGGAUGAGAUACAAAUGCUGAAGGCAAACGGCUUACUGAACACAGAAGACAGAGAGGAGGAAAUCAAACAGAUGGAGGUCUAUAAGAACCACUCUAAGUUUAUGAAGAACAAGAUUGACCAGCUGAAGCAGGAGUUGUCAAAGAAGGAGUCAGAGCUUCUGGCUCUGCAGACAAAACUAGAAACCCUCAACAACCAGAACUCAGACUGCAAACAGCAUAUCGAGGUGCUCAAAGAGUCUCUCACUGCCAAGGAGCAACGUGCUGCCAUCCUGCAAACAGAGGUGGAUGCUCUACGUCUGCGACUGGAGGAGAAAGAAUCCUUCCUAAACAAGAAAACCAAGCAGCUGCAGGACUUGACGGAAGAGAAGGGCACUCUCGCUGGAGAAAUCAGGGACAUGAAGGACAUGCUCGAGGUUAAAGAAAGGAAGAUCAAUGUCCUGCAGAAGAAGAUUGAGAACCUGCAGGAGCAGCUGCGGGACAAGGACAAGCAACUUGGGAACCUAAAGGACAGGGUUAAGUCUCUGCAGACCGACUCCAGUAACACAGACACUGCCCUGGCCACCCUGGAGGAGGCUCUGUCAGAGAAGGAGAGGAUAAUAGAGCGUUUAAAGGACCAAAGGGAGAGGGAAGACAGAGAACGUCUGGAAGAAGUAGACUCCUAUAAGAAGGAUAACAAGGAUUUGAAGGAGAAGGUCAACAGCCUGCAGAUAGAAUUAACAGAGAAAGAGUCCAGUCUCAUCGAUUUAAAAGAACAUGCUUCAUCCCUGGCAUCCUCUGGCCUCAAGAAGGAUUCAAAGCUCAAGUCACUGGAGAUCGCCAUUGAGCAGAAAAAAGAGGAGUGUAGUAAGUUGGAGACGCAGUUGCAGAAGCAAGCUGAGCAGCUAUUCAGUCACAUGAACAAUCCUAAGGCCCAUGAGGUGGAGCUGCAGUCCGGCCCCAGAGGCACCCCGGAGUAUGUGGACCGAGUGAAGCUGCUGGAGAAGGAGGUGAGCUACUACAAGGACGAGGCCAACAAGGCUCAGACGGAGGUGGAGAGACUCCUGGACAUUCUGCGAGAGGUGGAGACUGAAAAGAAUGACAAGGACAAGAAGAUCGCUGAGUUGGAAAGCCCCCCUCCCUCUGCCCCUUGCCCCACCCCUCGUCCCGGUGGCAGAGCCCCCCCUGACCCACUCCCUUCUGUGUCCACUGCCCCCCAACAGAUAGGGGGCAUGGUGUGGGAUUUCCUGGGAAAUUUAGCUCCCAGACAAGGAGGCAAAGACCUGACUAAGAAGGGUCCAAAUAUCAAACUGGGACCACAAGGGGACAAGAAAGGCUUAGGACAAGAUCCUCGUAAGGACAGCUCCAUGGACAGUGGCCACCAUGUAAAGUUGGAAGAGCUGAUGAACACACUGGAAAGGACAAGGCAGGAGUUGGAUUCCACCAAGCAGCGUCUCUCCUCUACACAGCAGUCACUGCAGGAGAGGGACGGCCAUCUCACCAACAUGAGACAGGAGCGCAGGAAACAGCUGGAGGAGAUACUGGAGAUGAAGCAACAAGCUCUGCUGGCAGCCAUCAGUGAGAAAGAUGCAAAUAUUGCACUGCUGGAACUGUCGGCCUCCAAUAAAAAGAAGACCCAGGAGGAGGUGCUGGCCCUCAAGAGGGAGCGCGACAAACUGAUGCACCAGCUCAAACAACAUACACAAAGCAGAAUGAAGCUGAUAGCCGACAACUACGAAGAUGAGCAAUAUCAUCCACAUGGUCCUCACCACCCUCAGCCUCAGCCUCCACAUGCUCAGCCUCAACCUCAGCCCCAGCCCCAGCCCCAGCCGCAGUACCCCCACGCUCCCCACGCUCCCCACGCUCCCCACGCCCCCCACGCCCAGCAGACUCCAUAUCCACACACCAUGCACCCGCAGCACCCACAGGCCCCUCAACAGCACCCACACCCACAGCAGCCACAACCCCAAUACCCUCACCCUCCUCACCCCCAGCACCCCCAGCAACACGCUCAGCACCCCCAACCACCUCCCCAGCACCAACAGCACCCACGGCCCCCACAGCCCCAACACCCUCACCAACAGCACCCGCAGCAUCCUCCACAGCACCCACACGCACACCCCCCUCCACAACACCCUCACCCUCAGCACCCACACGGCGCUCCCCAACAAGGACCCCACCCCCAACAUCCACAUCCCCAGCACCCCCAACACCCUCAACAUCCUCAACACCCUCAACACCCUCAGCACCCGCACCAUGGCCAGCAUCCACGCCACCCAUCGCCCCAUCAUCGUGGUGGGCCGGCCCGAGGACCCCCACAUGCUGGUCACCGCCCUGCCCAGGACCAGGAUGACGACGAGGGCAUUUGGGCAUGAUAUGUGCUGCGACAACCAAAGUUCUUAUAUUGUUUUGAGGGAUGAUUCAGUCACUACAGGAGGAGCACAGCCAUGCCAUGAUGUUGAAACACUAUAGUACCCGGACGAACAUAUAUUACCUCCACUCAAUCAACACUCAGCAAUGGGACCUUUUGUUUAUUUUCCGGGGGAAAGGAGGAGGCACUCAGGUGUCAAGGUCAUGCGGGGAGACUGACAGCUGAGCAGAAUCACAGAUACAGGACUUAAUUGGAAGGAAUGGGACACAUGUUGAUGCCGAUGGGGAGACAGAUGUAUCAAAGUUUUGCUUGGACAAAGCAUGCUAUCAACAAGGCAGCCCUGCAUCAGAGCUCUCACACAUGUCACUUCACCUGUCUGUCACCAGCUCAACACUGAACCUCUUCAGGCCAACAAUGCCCUCUUGAUCCUCCAAGCAGUGAUCUCCCAACAGUCUGCCAGCCCAGUAUUUGUUCCUCAUCCUUCUUCCUGUAACUGAUUCAAGAUCGUGGUUGUCUUGCUGUAUGUCUCACCUGCCUGACUGACUCCUCUGGCUGUGGUUGGCCCCCCAUCUGACCCCUCUACCUGGCUAUAAUGACCCUCAUGACACAUGGCUCUUCUGUAGUUUUAAUCAUCUGAUCAUGUUGAUGAGCGAUUUUAUCCUUUAUGGCACAUAUGGACCUCUUUUUUACCUUUAUACAUGCCCCAAACACCAUCUAUUUCUAAAGAGGCUUAUGCUCUGCAUUUCUAAAAGUGAUGUAGUGUCCCUUCACUUGCUUUUUCCACACACCAGAUUCAAGUGUUUUUUUGUUGUCAUUUCUUGUUGGUAAAAGGAAGAGUUUAGAGCUGACUGAUAGUACGCCUUUAGCUUUGCCUGCAGGAUCAGGGGUUUCCUUGGCUGCACGAGCAGGGCCAUCCAGUUCUUGCGCUUGUUUUAGCCUCAAGGCUGUGGGUGCCAUCAAUGUUUCUCUUCAUGUUACCUCAUUUUAAUCAGCAGUAGUCAAAAAAAAAAAUCAAUCUAUGCAGAUGUCAUUUCAGAGUGAAUGCAUUUUUAUUUUCCCAUCCUCACUCAGAUUUAUCAGUCAAAGUGUAAUUAACCAUCCAAUCAGGGUGGCCAAGAGAGUGGUCAGAAACUAUUAAUCAGUCAGAUUAUUUUGAGUUUCUGAGACUAUGCACCUCCUCCGUGUUGCAGGAUUUUUUACUAAUGGUGCUUCUGCUGGUGCUCAAACUAAAUGGUGUCAGAAGACCUGUUCAAGAGCAUCUUUUAGUCCUUUUACAGUCAAGGAGCUUGAUCCCACAAUGGGCUUCACAAACCAUCUCGUAAAGACUGCUUUGUACAUACAUUUUGACCUUGGGGGCUUUGUGAUCAACGAUCACUUCAACACCCACACAGAGGUGAUCUCCCUCUAUGAAUACUGCUACUAUAAAUACAUUAUAGACUAUGAAGUGGAGAAUGUUCAAUGGAUAUUUUCCUGCAGGUCUAUUUGUACCAUUGACACCCCAGUCUCUGACUUACAGUACGCUCCAGCUUUCCUCUCCCUUGUAAUUCUCCUCUUCCAGCAGUAGUCUGUGUGACCUCCUUAAUCAUAGUGACUUGUUUUCUCCUUCUCAACAAGGUGGCUUGUGCCUCGUUAAAACUGUACACAUAUAUUAUAGAUAUACAUAUAUUAUACAUAUAGAGAGAAAUCUAUAGUGUGUCUAUAUGUGGUCAGAAAAUCGUUUCAAACUGAAGAGAUAAUAUAUGAUUUUUUUCUUCAUGGUUAUUUUUCUAACUGGCUGGACGUCAGAGAUAUGUCUUAUUUAGAGUGUUGAGUGGUGUUAUUUUCCUCUGAUUUGUACAUUGUGAGAAAACCCCUCAGCAGAAAAUAACAUUCCCUGUCUGAAAACACAGGACAGCCCAAAAAGAAAGAAAAUAUAUAUAUAAGAGCUUUAGAACCGUUUAUGGGAAAUAGAGAAGUAUAUCCAAAUCUAUCUAGAAGUCUAGAACAGAAGACAUUAUUACAUUCCUUUCUUCAAUGUGAAAACAUGUAGUUGAACACCACUUGGCUUGUGGUGACAACUUUGAACAAAAAAGACUGAACUUUGCAGCUCACAUAAGUAGCAAUGAGAUUAUGUCUGCUGCACUCAGCAGUCAGAAACUUGCACUUGUGAGUGAGGACUAUCACGUUUAACAUCCAAGUGGAGGUUUAAGUGACUCUGUCAGGAUGCAUUUCUUUUGCGUGUUUGUCGUCGUUGUCGUUUGUAAACAGAUGUGGUAACAUAUGUGACCGUGACGGCUGAUUAAGUAGAAAAACCAACACACAUUGGUGCAGUAUAGUGGAAAAUUGAAUUAGACUGUUACAAUCCCCUACUUCCUCUCCCUCCCCUCAUGGUGCUUGUGUGUCUUCCUUAUAUGGCCAAUUGUUGAUCGUUGUAUAUAAAUGUCUUUCCAUCUACCCAUCUAUCCACAAACCGAGGUGAUACAUGCAUCGCCUUUUAUGUGUCCGCUUCACAUAUGAACCUCUACAGCUCCUGUCACUGACCAAGAAUUAACAGAUUGUGUGAAGCUUUUGUGUUUGUGUUUACAAAUGUUAUGAGAAAGGUCCUGAUUUAGAUUUUAGGGGAAAAAAGGGAAGACAAUGCAAACAGACAGAGGAGCAAAAAUCCUCUCACUUCACCAUCAGGGGGGCGGAGUAUGAAUCCUCCAUUUUCAGGUCCUUAUCUACUGAAUACUUGAAGUAGGGGGUUCUCCUACCAUGAAAUACCAUAUAUGAUUUACAUGGUAGAAAACAUGAACCAUUUCAAUUGUGCCCAUGCAUGCUGAUUUUUACAUAAUGUGCCAACUGGAAGCGAUGAUAUAAGGAUAAUCUCCUGUUCUCUAUGCAGAGCAAUUGCUUAACUGUUGUGUCAGAAAAAAGGGUUUAGGAGACAAAAAGGCUUAGAAGCUGGGGCUGGUUUCCUGGGCUUAGAUGAAAGACAAAUCCUGGUUGUGAAUGACUGACUUCACAUUCAGUGUGAGGUAGAGUCAAGAAGUCAAGUCUGCAUCUGUGCCUAGAAGCAGCCAUUUAGAGAGACUUGAGUUGAAAGGCCUACAGGUCCACCAAUAAUUCUCAAAGGCCUUCAAGAAAAAGGUCUGAAAAGCCUAACAUACAUUUUCACUUUAUUGUUGUAUACAGGUUUUUUUUCUUUUGCUGUAUGUUGCUGAAAACUUUGGAUUAAACAAAUCACUGUGACCAAUGCCAGAAACAUUUUGGUUUUGACAGAACUAAUAUUGUUUACUUUUUUAUUCUUCAUUUUUGUAUUUAAGUUAGCUUUAUUUUUUCUAUUGUUUCAUCUUAUGGAAUAUGCCAGUUUGAGACUGUACUAUUUGUAUAAGUAAAUGUUUUGAACUGUACAGUAAAGACCUAGGAACAAGUUCAAUGUGAGUGUCCAGCAUGCUGAAUGAUUACUUGUGUGAACGUGAGCUUAUUUCCCAUGAAGCAUCAUUCCUCUUCAUUACUUGCAUCUGCAUCGUGCAUUGUGACGGUGUGAUGUCGUGUUUGAGAGUGAUGUGUGUCUCACUUACUGUGUCCCCCCUAUUAGACAGCCUGUGCAGUUUUGUGAGAGUGCAGCAUGUUUUUGGGGUUGCUUGUGUAAAUUUAUUCAGAAGAGAGAAGAGAGAGAGAGAGAGAGAGAGGAGAGAGAAAGAGUGUGUGUGUGUGUGUGUGUGUGUAGCUGCUUUAGUUGCUUUAAUGGGUGUGCUUAUGCGUGUAUGUGUGUGAAUGCAAAUGAGAAAUAUCUAUUUAAAAGAACUUUAUCAAAGGAAGUCCCUAGAUGAAAAAAAGCGAGAUUGCGUCAGUUGAAGUAUUGAAUGAAGCAUGGAUACUCUGUGAUGUUUUAUGUUUUUUAAACAUAGGAGGCUGUCCUCAGUGCCCCAGUUUGCUAUUGUAUGUGCUGUAUCAGAAUAUUACUAUUGAGUGUUGGCCAGCUUGUUUAUAUCCAUCAAAUAAAGGUGACUUUCUUUCUGUC